Messenger RNA from Trichobilharzia szidati, 358 nucleotides. The record is from the annotation of a GenBank genome assembly. Lineage: Eukaryota; Metazoa; Platyhelminthes; Trematoda; Strigeidida; Schistosomatidae.
AUGACUAUCAACUUAGACAAAUGCGAAUUUGGUAAGACCUCCCUGAAAUUUCUCGGUCAUUUAAUCGAUAGCCAAGGAAUCAGACCAGUCCCUGAUGACGUACAAGCUAUCAAAGAUUAUCCACUACCAGAUUCUUUUAAAAAAUUACGACGAUUUUUGGGUCUCGUUAAUUUUUACCGGCGUUUUAUUCCCAACUGUGCUAAAGCUUUACAACCAUUAACCGAUUGCUUACGUGGACACAGUCGUUCAUUCCAUUUGCCCGCAGAAGCUGUUAAAGCAUUCGAAAAUGUCAAACAAUUGUUAAAUGACAAGACACUUCUAGUCAGACGCCAAAAUGAUGCCCCCCUGUCUCUCAUGA